Messenger RNA from Setaria italica (foxtail millet), 1578 nucleotides. RefSeq lists its product as uncharacterized. The transcript is spliced from 2 exons. The record is from RefSeq and is a predicted model, not a curated record. NCBI's taxonomy places the organism in Eukaryota, Viridiplantae, Streptophyta, Magnoliopsida, Poales, Poaceae. Bases 1 to 1578 code for a protein of 525 amino acids.
AUGGCGCGCGCAGGCAGGAGAUUUGGGCACGCGCGGGAGUUUUCCGCGCCCAAUCCAUCUCCACCUGCCAUAUCUCCUGGCUCCCCCCAUCCGCCUCCAUCUCCACCUCGUACCCUCCUCGUCUCCGAUUUGGGUGCGCUCGAGAUGUCCAUGGCAUCUGCAGCUAGGAAGAAGAAGGGGGCCACACCGUCAGCGUUGGAUGCGGCGGUGGCGGCCCCAACCCGUACAGUCGGUCGCGGUGGCUUCUCGGCGCCAACGGCUCUCUCUCUCGGUCGUGGAGGCGGCUCGGCGGUGACAGCCCGCUCUCUCGGACGUGGCGGCAGCUCAGCAGCAGGGACCAGCCCAACCACCGGUGGUGUCGGCAAGGGCGCGUCAACGGCGCCAUCCUCCAUUGAUGGAUCCAGCUUUGGUGGCUUCCGCAGCAUAGAUAGAUUUCCGUUCCCUCAUUCACCAUCUGAAGCUUGGUUUGAUGCGGUCGGUAGCGAUCCCUCUUCUCCUGGAUCAUGGGACAAAGAUCCACGUCCAUUUGGUGGUUUCAUGAGCUACUUCGGAAAUCAGCCACACAACUUUCAUUUGGUUGGUGCACCUAUUCACAACAGCCCUUUGAAUAGACCACUAUCCACCAACAAUGAUGCAAGUUCACAGCGUGAAGUAGAAAUCUUACUUGACAAUGACAAUGUUAGGACUGAGAAGAGGAUCCUAUGGAUAGAGGAAGAGGAUCUUAGAUUGAUGAGUGCUUGGAUAGAACAUUCAACAGAUUCUACCUGUGGAGCCGAUAAGGGUGGUAACCAGUAUUGGGGUGAGGUUGUUGAAUCCUACAACAAGACUACCCCACCACUUCGAAAGAGAAAUCUGAAGCAAUGCAAGGAUAGAUGGCACAAGAUUAAUAGGUGGAUGGACCUCUUUGAAUGUGCUUAUGUAAAGGCUCGCAGAGUAUUUACAAGUGGAUAUUCCAAUCAAAUGUGGAUUGAUGUAGCCCACAAGUUCUAUGCGGAGGACAACAAAGAUGCAAAACUAGGACCUUUUGUUGGGAUUGAGGUUUGGAAAACUUGUCAAGAAGUGUCAAAGUGGAAAACAUACAAUGAAGAGCUGAGGAAUGCACGUAAAAGGAAAUCAUUUCACCUUGAAGAAGAAAGGGAUCAGGAAAAUGAUGAAAGUUUGGAAGAGAUGCCAAAACGACCAAUGGAUCAAAAGGCAGCUAAAAAGGCAGCUCUAGCUGCAAAAGGCAAGUCAAAAGGCUCCAGCAGUGAAGAUGAUGAUAACUCAAAGGAAUCUGCUAUUGAUCUAGACAAAUUAGAUAGAUUUAGUAAAUACCAGGAGGAAAAAAAUGCAAACCUUAUGAAGAUAUUGGAACUGCAGCAAAAGCUAUCAUCUGAGAAGCUUGAGACCACAAAACUUGCCCACCUUACUGCACAAGAGACCAAAGAGGGAAAGAUGCUUGAGAAAGAAUUAAAGAUGAUGGAGGCUUAUAACAACCUCAUCUUACAAGAUACAAGUUCAAUGUCCGAUGUGGAAAAGGCGAAGCGAGUUGCUGCCAUAAAGUGUCUUAGGAAGGCCCUUUUUCCUGAAAGUGUCUGA